AUGAGACUCACUCCUGAAGGCGCCGAAUAUCACUAUGAGACUGGAGCUUUCAUCAUCGUCUCUGACCUUCCCGAGGGAUCUCAAGUCGGCAUCGAUGGGGAAGACAAGGUCACCUCCCAAUUCAUGGGUUACAAGAUGAUCCCUUCGGGGCUCCACCUGUUCACGCACUCGCCACCUGCAGCUUCAGACGCUCCGAUGGCCAUGCCCGUACGGCAUGGUCUCUUCAGGACGUUACGAAGUCGCCAGACGCUGGUCCUGAAAUACUCGGCCGAGGAGGAAGAAUUGAUUCCCAACCUCGCUGACGCUCAGACGGGAGAAGAGGUGGAGACGGUCUUGACACGGGAGCAUCUAAAGACUUUGGAUCCCAAUCUAGGAGUCUACCCACUUUACCUCGCCAAGGUAUGGCAAAACAUGACGAACUGUAUUACGACGGGAGAUGUCGAGCGGGUUGUAGGCAAGGCGGGCAAGCUGGAUAGCCUGAUGGAAUCCCCUGCGGAUGACGAGGUCGUCAAGGGCAAGGGAAAGGUGCAAAAGGUGGCCCAGACAGGGGAGAUGAACACGUUGGACUUUGUCGCUUUCGAUCUGAAACGGUCGUGGGGGGCAGAUGCGGUCGGGGAAGAGGUCACGCGGUAUUCGAAGGACAAGAGCUGGUUAUGGAGACACGUCGUAAAUACGCACCUUGAAUCAAAUCCACAGAGACUAUUGGCAGAGAUCCAGCUGGCUUUCGUCAUCUUCCUCUACGUCCAAAAUUUUGCGGGGCUCUUGGCCUACAAACGGCUCCUCUCGCUAUGCGCUCGCUGUGAGGAGCUCUUUCAAGACUUGGACGACGUAUCUCCAGCGGACGGUGUGACCUUGACACGGGAAUCGAUCGGACAGUUCUACUCGUUGCUCAUCAAGACGCUCGAGGUGCACAUCAAGGUCGUCCCAGAGACGUUCUUUACCGUGGAGCUCGCUGGGACGGGGAUGGAGGACUUUUGGUUCGCAGAAAUCGAGACCUUGAUCCGCAACUAUGGGUCGAACGCUCGACGAGGGGAUGUGGAAUUGGACAGCGCCAUCGGGUCGCUGAGCGAGACGGUCCGAAGCAAAUUCGGCUGGGGCCUGCCCGAUCUAAGAAGCGUGAGAAGGAAGGCUGAGGAGGAUGAGGAUGACGAUGGAGACGAGUUGGAAGAAGGUGAAGAUGCGCCUGUCGUUGUAGAGCUGUAG
Filobasidium floriforme is the source of this 1203-nucleotide messenger RNA. RefSeq names its product A1 cistron-splicing factor. The record is from RefSeq and is a predicted model, not a curated record. The transcript is spliced from 2 exons. Bases 1 to 1203 code for a protein of 400 amino acids. Gene Ontology annotation, biological process: spliceosomal tri-snRNP complex assembly. Lineage: Eukaryota; Fungi; Basidiomycota; Tremellomycetes; Filobasidiales; Filobasidiaceae.